Symsagittifera roscoffensis is the source of this 3668-nucleotide messenger RNA. RefSeq names its product cap-specific mRNA (nucleoside-2'-O-)-methyltransferase 2-like. The coding region runs from base 119 to 2869 and encodes 916 amino acids. The transcript is spliced from 3 exons. The record is from RefSeq and is a predicted model, not a curated record. Gene Ontology annotation, biological process: 7-methylguanosine mRNA capping. Gene Ontology annotation, cellular component: cytoplasm; nucleus. Gene Ontology annotation, molecular function: methyltransferase cap1 activity. Lineage: Eukaryota; Metazoa; Xenacoelomorpha; Acoela; Convolutidae.
CGGGAAUCAGAAGUCAUAUUUUGAUUAAGUUUCCUCCGUUAAGUAGACAACUGUUUCAACGAUUUAACUAGUUUGUUUGUCGUGACGCAACAAGGCUUGGCUUAAAAUCAAGAUCAAAAUGGUGGAGACUGAUUUCAACGACGAGCGAUGUGGCUUCCGGGAUUUGGAAUUAUCUGACGACUAUGGAAAUGGCAGUGGGUGUUUGAAUGAUGGAAGUGCUGCUGCGGCUCGUUCUUCAAAACUGGAAAAAUUUGCCGAGUACGAACAAGAUCUUAUGGAAGAAAUUGAGGAGCAAUUUGAAAAAGUGUUCUCGUUCCACAAACCAAGUAGAGACGCGUGGUCUCUCCCUCCAGUCAAACGAGUUUUCACCGACAUUCGAAUGGACUCUAUGCCGCCUGUAUGGGCCGACCUUUUGGUCCUAAAAGAAGAACUCAACGAUCUGAAAAGUCAUCUAAAUGAUAAGGAAAUCACGACGUGGAGAAAGCAUACACAGCAGCAACACAUGGGCGGAGAUGUUGUUCAACAUUUGAAAGGAACUGUGAACCCUGAUUUGUGCACGCAGGCGUGGACCAAGAUGCACGAGGUUCUGUUCCAGUUUGAUGUCGUGCCAAAAGAUGGCAAGUCAUUCAAGUCUGUCCAUCUUUGCGAGGCUCCCGGAGCUUUUAUAUCAAGCGUGAACCAUUUUAUCAAGACACAUAGAAAAAACGUGCAAUGGUAUUGGUGGGCAACUACAUUGAACCCUUACUACGAGGGCAAUGACCUCGACGUUAUGAUUGCCGAUGAUCGAGUCCUUUCGCUGACUCUGCCCAACUGGUACUUUGGAAUUGACGAUACAGGCAACUGCAUGGACGUUGAAAACAUGUUUGGACUGAUAAACUUCAUCGGAACUGAAGUGGACUUCGUGACCGCUGACGGAUCAAUAAACUGUCAAGAUAAACCAGAUGAGCAGGAGUCGAUUGUAACUGACCUUCAUUUCUGUGAAAUUGUCACAGCUAUGAAUCUACUGUCUCAGGGAGGCAAAUUUGUGCUCAAAGUGUUCACUUUCUUCGAACACGCCUCAGUCUGUAUGAUUUACCUCUUAAAUGCUGUGUUUGGAGAAGUGCAUAUAUUUAAGCCUGCAACGAGCAAGCCUGGAAACUCGGAAUUGUAUAUUGUGUGUCUGGAUUACGUGGGACGUAACGCCGUGAAAGAUUAUCUUCCAGUGUUGCAUAAGAACUUCUCAGAAAACGUAUUCGAUAGUCGCAAUCUGUUUUUCGUAGAUGAUAUACCAAAGUCAUUCAUAGAUGAGCUUCAAGAUUGUGCCUACAUGUUCACGACGCUGCAGUCUGAAACUAUUCGUCGGAACAUAUCGCUUUACGAGAACCCGACGUACGAAGACAACCAUCGUGCGAGCAAAGGACGCGAACUCUGCACUUUUCUCUGGACGGACAAAAUGGAUGUAAAGUAUAUCAGAGAUGCAUGCAGAUUGCAUCCAGGGCUCAAGUUCAAGAGCCAGAAUUUCACCCCGUUUUACUCGACCCGCCAAACUGGAAAUUUCUACGAGCGCUUGGAGCAAAUGGGGCUUCCAUGGAGACAAAGAGUAGAGCUUGAGAGACCCGAAAGCUAUCUUAAAAAAGUGCUCCCUAAAGUGCCAAGAAUGAGCGCAGACUGGUUCGAAGAUCGACGUCCGGUCAGUUUUGUCUCUGACUACAAUAACUGGCGACCAGUGUUUGGAAAACAAAUUACUGCCCUAAAAAACUCUAAAUACUGCCUACCACAGUUACUGAGGGAGGUUAAUGACGCUUUAGCUAAUUGCAGAUUCCUAAAAGAUCCAGAGGCUCUAGCUGAGUUUAAACGUGAGUUUGUCAUUGGAACUAAGGAUCAAGAAUUCAAGGAGUUCUUGCCACUAUUCCAGAAGGAUUUGGUUUCUAGGUUUAGAAGUAUGAAGUCUUGGCGUGCUCUGCUCCUCAGAGGAAAACUGAUAUAUGACGCUAUCAAGCCGGCCUUCAAUCCCGAAGUAAGCAAUCAGAUCUACAUUCUCGAACAUAAAGACGGAUUCACAACUGUUAAACUGGUCGAUAAAAGCAAAACGGAUUUGGAACCUGCUAAAUCUGCUGAAAAAGGAGGAGGUGAUUUUAUGAAAAAACUUCCAAUGCCUUUCGCCAACGUGGACGAUAAUUUCAACUUGGCACUCUUAGCGGAACCGGGUCUGAAGAUGCAGGCUCUCUCAGUUGUCGAUCCCCUAGGAGCGGAUCUGGUAAUGAUGGAUAUAUCAACCGAUGUCCUGACUGUCGGCAAUUUCGCCGAAGUAUACACCAAGAACGAGUUUUUGACCGCUGUUCUGAUUGCCUUGAGAAGCCUGCAAAUCGGGGGAACUUUAUUGCUGGGAAUUGAUGAGAUGCUGUCACGGUUUGACGUGUGCAUCUUUUAUAUUUUGGCUCGUCUGUUUAGAAAAGUCACGAUUGUUCAGGUCAGUCAUUCGGUCACGUGUUCAGGACGACUUCUACUCGGCUAUAACUACAAUGGGAUCUCGGAAGGACUUGUGAAGUAUCUGGCGCUGAUCGGCGAGAAUCUCUACCGACGUCGAGGAGCUACCAAAAACGAUGUGUUGCAGUUCGUUGACCAUGUAUUGAUAACUGACCCGGCUCUUGGUUCUUAUCUUGGAUCGAAAAACAAUGCCCACUUGUAUCGCCUGUUGACUUCGCUUGUCGAGUUUGAAAAGGUUCACAACCCGCUUAAAAUUUGCAACGAGCAAUUAGUGCCGAUCAAUCAAAAGCCAACUGGGCGUCGAAGUUUCACGAGCGCCGCCAAGUCCAGUCCCGUACCUUCAUCGCCUGGUUCCAGCAACUUUAAUCAAAGCGCUCCAGCGCAUAAAUUGAGCUUCAACUAAGAAAGGCCCAUCGAAAAAUUCAAAAGCCAUUAAGAUUGUUUCUCUCCUUUUGGCAUAUGAGAUAGCCUUAUUUCACUGUUUGUUAGAAGGUAUAAUUCUUGCCAACGCGCGUUACUUUUAUUUAUUCUUAAACUUACGAGAAGUUUUCUCGAAAAAUUUUGUUCACUUUUACUACUGUACAAACUAUGUUUAGAAAAACCUUUUAAAUGGUUUACCUGAAUGGCGGUUAAGUAUUUAUUAUUUUACUGUUUCACUCAUUUUGCGCUCAUCAUAUCUUUUGUUGAUCUCAAUUAUUUAUCUCUCGCAUAAUCUGCCACUAGUGGUGAUUAGAAACACAACAGGGGCAAACAAAAUUUUUUUUCAAGCUGUAUAUUUUUUGUCAAUGACAAAUUAUAAAUUGCAUGACUUGGAAUAGCAGUCAAAGAGUAAUUUCAGCCAAGGGAAAGAACUGUUUGGCCCUGUCUUAAUUUCUGAAUUGAAUUCAGAAUUCGCAAUACGAAUUGCCAGUUGAAGUAAAAGUUGCAAUAUAAAUACCAAAUGUCCAAUUAACUAGUGCUAUUUAGUAGCCGUAUAUUAGAUAUUGCUAUUAUGACCCAAAAGUAUCAGUAUAUAUGUAAAUUUUAGUUGCUUAAUUAAAUUAGCUAUUUAUUGACGGUUCCGAGUUCUGCUGUGCACGAACAACGUUGCUGUGGACAUUUGUAAAUGUUGGUCGCAAGUGUAAAAAUUCAACUGAAGUUGAGAAAUGUUUUGGGCUCUGAGCUGCCCACUUCUUGGAAAAAAAUAAAUUUUGUUCUCUGAA